AUGUUUCACUACGCCGCUACAAAUUCAGAGCUCAAAAAGGCUCUAACCGAACUGGAGAAAAUCCCCAUAACUCGGCAAAUCCAAGGAGCCAUUAAAUUUCAUCUGAAAGGUGUUAUUCCGGAUGCCGAGCUACACCUAUAUUCCUAUGAAAAUGCGGUCUCAAAAUAUUGGGUGGUCGUGAAGCCGCUGCUGGAUUUUUAUCAUAUCUACGCCGCUUCUCGUGGGACCGUUGAUGGAGAAGAGGUGGACAAAUUUGUAUCGCAGAUACUAGCGGCCGGACAUGGUAAG
Molecule: messenger RNA, 288 nt
Organism: Mesorhabditis spiculigera
Lineage: Eukaryota; Metazoa; Nematoda; Chromadorea; Rhabditida; Rhabditidae
Source: the annotation of a GenBank genome assembly